CCUUUUACAGUGCUAGGGUCAGGUUGCUUGUCCGCCAUUUUGAUUCGACGGAGAAGCGUGGGGGCAACAUUCCUUUGAUUCCAGUUUUGCCAGUUUCAAGAGAAUGGAACACAUAAGCAAAUUAUCAGCACCAUAAACCGAAAUGGGGGACCUUCCAACGGUACACUCUGGGACCAGACAAGCAGCAGCGAAAAAGUAGAGACGGGAAGGCAGCAGGACAAGGAAGGGGGCAUUCCACGCGAGGAAAAACAACGGAGUGGAAUCUGACCAUUUUCCCGCACAGGGUGGAACAGAAUACACAGACAGGCUUGCUAUGGCUAAACGCUUUGCUUGUACGGAAUGUGCCUAUAGAACAGACUCAAAUGCUGACCUAUUAAAACACACAAGAAAACAUACUGGUGAAAAACCCUUCAAAUGUGACCAGUGUGACUAUGCUUCUGCAUUGAAAGGCAAUUUGGACCGACAUAUGACUAAACACACCGGCGAAAAACGCUUUGUGUGCGAAACGUGUGGGUACAGAACAUCUGACAAAUCUUCGUUAAUCGUUCACAUCAGAAGACAUACAGGUGAGAAACCUUAUAAGUGUGACCUGUGCGAUUAUUCCGCUACACAGAAAGGCAGUUUAAAGCAGCAUAUGGCCAAACACACUGGAAGAAAACCCUACAUGUGUGGAGAGUGCGGAUACAGGACUGCUCACAGAUUUCACCUAUCGAAACAUAUGAGAAGACACACAGGCGAGAAGCCUUACAAAUGUGACCAGUGCGACUACUCCACCGCAGAGAAAAGCGAUUUAGUCCGACACAUGGCCAAACACACCGGUAACAAACCCUACAUCUGUGGAAAGUGUGGAUACAGGACAGCUGUCAGGUCUCACCUAACCGGACAUAUGAGGAAACAUACGGGCGAGAAGCCCUACAAGUGUGACCAGUGCGACUAUGCUUCAGCAACGAAGUGUAACUUAGACCAACACAUGGCUAGACACACCGGAGAAAAACCCUACAUGUGUGGAGAGUGUGACUAUAGGACGGCUGUGAAGCUUCGUUUAUCCCAACAUCUGAGAACACAUACAGGUGAAAAGCCCUUCAAGUGUGCCCAGUGUGAUUAUUCCGCUACACAGAAAGGCAGUUUAAAGCAGCACAUGGCUAAACACACUGGAAGAAAACCCUACCUGUGUGGAGAGUGCGGAUACAGAUGUGCUCGCAGGUCUCACCUAUCUGAACAUAUGAGGACCCAUACAGGCGAGAAAUCCUUCAACUGUGACCAAUGUGGCUAUUCUGCUACAAGGAAGAGCUAUUUAAUCCAACAUUUGGUCAAACACGCCUCUUAGCUGUAUAGUUUACAGUCCACAGACAUAGGGCGGUUGACGGGUCUAUCCAGAAACAUACAGGUGAAAGCCCACCUACAAAUGGCUGAAAACAGAUCGCUGUACAUCCCUACAUGUGUGGGAUCACCGGGAUGGAACACUCAUUGAGUGGCAUAACUACAAACUGUGAAGACAACAUCCCUCUAAUCUAAAUCAUAUGGGCUAUGCCACUUACUUAACGGUUUAUCCCCACCCCCGCUAUCUGAACAUGCCCUGUAUAUUAUGUUAUAUUAAUGUCUAGAACCAUGGACAUUGAUUGUUUGUUGCAUACAGACAUUGUAUGGUUUAAUCAGAUGACAAUAUUCCCUCUAAAACUGUAUAUUACAAUUGUAAUAAUUGAUACUGGUAUUACUAACUGAAAAUCUUGUAUUAGUGCUGCCCCUACGGCCGGUGAGGCUAAGGGACCGGUGAGGUGAGGUGAAUCGUCGAUAUAACGCUGUCAUUGACUUUAUACUUUAUAUGUUUUUACAUACUAUCAAAACGUUGUUAGAGUGUAUCUAUUUCAUGUCCUCUUGUCAUUAUAGAAUUGUGAUACUUUACAUCAUAUGGAAAAAGAUAAAGUCAACUGUUCCCUCAUCUCAACUUUGUUGCUUGCGAUACUUUUCCAUGUUCUUUAUGCAUACCAUCUGUAUACACAGUAAAAAUGUCUAGAUACAAUGUAAGUUUGCUAAUAAAAAUCAAUCGAGCAUUCAUAAACCCCAAGCCAUUCUAGCUAAUACUCACAAUGAAGUCUGUUCUGUGACGUCACGUGAUUCAAGUAAAUUGUCCAAUCUAAAGACACACAGUAGGCAAUUAUAUAAAUAUCUUUAAGAAAGCGUCAAAAGUCUGUAAACAAUAAAGGGAAUUUUAAGUUUCUAGUGUUUUUGGCCGGCAAUAUGGUUACAUCAGGUAUAUGAACUUUGACCUUCCACCUCCGAGCUCAGAGUGUCCGCCAUUUUGAAUAGUCGGGUAACACAUUCCUUGCCAUUUGGGGGUCAUUUCAACGUCGAUUCAACACCUCAGCAACUGAACAACACUAUCAGCCGGUAGGUAAGACAUGUAUUAACUCUCUUUUAUUCUCUUCGUCUGCUAAAUCAUUAGUACUUCAGAAACAGAGGUUAGUUUACUGGACAAUUUAUAGUGAUCGAUUUGUAAUUUGUAUGGGGGAGGGGGGCAUUGCUAUGUAAACUACUAGUAAUUGUGGACACUGACAAGGACUAGAUGUCACAGUUUCACAAUGCUUUGCUUUGUACGUUUCUGGAGUAUUUAUCCUUGUGUAUGUGUGUUAAUUAGUUACGAUUUAUGGGUGUUCGUCACGGUUUGUGGAUGUAGUAGCAG
This is a messenger RNA of Branchiostoma floridae (Florida lancelet), 2680 nucleotides long. RefSeq names its product gastrula zinc finger protein XlCGF8.2DB-like. The record is from RefSeq and is a predicted model, not a curated record. The coding region runs from base 314 to 1327 and encodes 337 amino acids. Gene Ontology annotation, cellular component: nucleus. Gene Ontology annotation, molecular function: RNA polymerase II transcription regulatory region sequence-specific DNA binding; DNA-binding transcription factor activity, RNA polymerase II-specific. Gene Ontology annotation, biological process: regulation of transcription by RNA polymerase II. Lineage: Eukaryota; Metazoa; Chordata; Leptocardii; Amphioxiformes; Branchiostomatidae. The transcript has 2 exons.